AUGCGGACCUUGAAACCCGCCGAAGAAUUCAUGCACCUCAAUUUCCCUUUGGUUUCAUUACCUAGUUUCCACAUUGUCUGUUUGGCUAUCAUUUUCGCAUUUCGCGAAGGUGAUGUUUUCAAGUCACCUGCCGCUUUGAAAGAACAGGCCAAAUCCGCAAGAAAUGACACAUCAAAUGACACUUCGUACAAGGAAGAAAAAAAGAAGAUCAACAAGAAGACACAUGAUACAACCAAGUCGCCUGAGAAGAGCCAUGAUGGGGUUACAGCAGCAACAAAGCCCAAGACUCCACCUUCGAUUGGAGAGCUUACGAAAUUUGUCCUUGCGCUACUCAUGAGUCCACGUGGGCUACAAUGUACUUGGUCGCCUCCUCCUCACAUCGUUCCGUUAGGGAAAGCUACUUCUAAGUCUGCUUUUGUAGGGGAAACAAUCAUGACAGGGAUUAUAAUGCAUUUACUCUUUUUAACUACAUGUGCCUUUGCUGUACCAUCUUGUCAAAACCCAAGAGGUGCUUAUGGAUUCUUGACGGAAGAGGUCGGCUUACCACCGUCUCAACUAUUGGAAACUGUUUCGCCAUAUAUACUUACCUUGGUCUUUGGGGGGACUGCUUAUUCAGGUUUCUCUCUACUAGCUGCUUUAUUCAACUUAGUAGAAGUAACAGUGUAUUGGCUUGCUAGAAUUAUACUACCGAGCGAUUUUAAGCCUGAAGAGUUUGAUCCAGUAUGGUACCCACCUUUAUUUUCAGCACCCUGGUCGCGACAUAAUCUAACAGAUUUCUGGGCAAAGGAUGCUGAUUAUAUUAUCCCACUGUUAGGCUGGCACGCUACAUUCCGGUACGAUUUCAUUUAUUGUGGGGCUAUGCCAUUUCUCAAGAUAUUUGGAGGAUAUGGACCCGUGACGACAAAGAUAGCCGGGUUGGCCGGUGCGAUGUUGUGUAGCGCAGCCAUGCAUGAGAUUGCAUUGGUUUCAAUUACAAAGAUUGACUGGACAUUUGUAACAACAAAAAUGUUUCUUGGUCAAGGUCUUGGGAUUGUUAUGGAGACAAUCUAUAGGAAGUUGACUGGUAAAAAGGUCAGGAUGGAUUGGAUUCAUCUGAAUCACCUCAAGGAAGCUGAACUUCGUCAACUUUAUACAUCAUCAAAUCCAGGUUGGGGGUCCUAUUGGGUUUUUAUGGACUCUAGCGCAUUUGGUGUUAUGGGGUAA
Molecule: messenger RNA, 1203 nt
Organism: Melampsora larici-populina 98AG31
Lineage: Eukaryota; Fungi; Basidiomycota; Pucciniomycetes; Pucciniales; Melampsoraceae
Exons: 6
Coding region: 1-1203 (400 amino acids)
Biological process (GO): lipid metabolic process
Source: RefSeq, a predicted model, not a curated record